UCCCGCCUUCCGAAUCCUCCGCCUCCUCAUCCAUCUCCUCCUCCUCCUCCUGCUUUCGCUUCCCUCCUUCUAUUUCUUCCUAUCCAAUCCCCACCAUUCGUUCCUUCUCGACUUCUUAUAUGCCAUUGCUUUCUCCGCUGCCCUCCUCCUCUUCCUCUCUCGCCUCCCCUCCAUCCGGCUUCUUCUCCGUCGCUCCUUUCCCCUCAAUCCGGCUUCUUCUCCGUCGCUCCUUCCCUUCUUCCAUUCCUCCUCAUCUCUUGCCAAUACCGCCUUCCGAAUCCUCCGCCUCCUCUCCCUCAAGCUUCCGUGUUCAUCCACUUCCUCGUCUUCCCCCGCCAUCCGUCUACGCCCGUCGUCUGGUCCAUCGGCUCCUGGCUCAAGUCCGACAAGCGGGCUGUGUCGGGCUCCUGUGUCCAGGUCUACAGCAAGGGGGACGUCUACGAGGGAGAAUUCCACCACGGGAAGCGCUCUGGCAGUGGGGUCUAUUACUUUUACAUGAGCGGACGGUAUGAGGGGGACUGUGGGGUCAUGGCAUGGGCGACGGGGAGCCGCUACCGCGGGCAGUACAGGCAGGGGUUGAUGCAUGGAUUUGGGGAGCAUAGUUAUUACACAGGGGUUGUGUAUGCCGGCGAGUGGUUGAACGGGAAGAGCCAUGGGUGUGUGGUCCGCACGUUCAAGGAUGGGAGCCAGUUUGUUGGGGAAUUCAAGUGGGGAGUCAGGCACGGUCUGGGGCACGCCCAUAUCAGUAACGGGGACACGUAUGCCGGGGAAUAUGCUACAGACAAGAUGCAUGGAUUUGGUGUCUAUUGUUUUGCAAAUGGAUGUCGGUAUGAGGGAGCCUGGCAUGAGGGAAGAAGGCAGGGACUUGGGAUGUAUACAUUCACAAACGGAGAGACACGGUCAGGCCACUGGCAAAAUGGUGUCCUUGAUGCGUUGAGCACUCAGAACACUCAUGCUGGAUUUCCUGUCGCCGUCAACCAUUCGAAAGUACUCGAUGCAGUCCAGGAAGCUCGAAGAGCAGCAGAGAAAGCAUUUGAUGUUCCCAGGGUUGAUGAGAGGGUGAACAAUGUGGUAGCAGUGGCCAACAAAGCAGCCAACAAAGCAAGAGUAGCAGCAUUGAUAGCUGUGCAAAAGAGGAUGGACAAGAAUGAAGAUGACAUACCGAUCCCAAUUGUGUGAGUCUUUUCUGCAUGUUUCCAUAAAUCAUGGGGGCAUAUCACUUGCAUAAUCAAGAGCAAGGGAUUGAUCUGAGAUAUAAGAGGACCAAAAUAAAAAAUUUCAGCACUGCUGUCAUUUCUACCCCUUUUUUUUUUCACAUUAAGAUCAACGCAUGGGUGAUGAGCAUUAUUCGUUUCC
This is a messenger RNA of Magnolia sinica, 1356 nucleotides long. RefSeq lists its product as uncharacterized. NCBI's taxonomy places the organism in Eukaryota, Viridiplantae, Streptophyta, Magnoliopsida, Magnoliales, Magnoliaceae. The record is from RefSeq and is a predicted model, not a curated record.